Molecule: messenger RNA, 1773 nt
Organism: Monopterus albus (swamp eel)
Lineage: Eukaryota; Metazoa; Chordata; Actinopteri; Synbranchiformes; Synbranchidae
Product: potassium voltage-gated channel subfamily S member 3
Exons: 1
Coding region: 1-1500 (499 amino acids)
Biological process (GO): potassium ion transmembrane transport; protein homooligomerization; action potential
Cellular component (GO): membrane; voltage-gated potassium channel complex
Molecular function (GO): protein binding; voltage-gated potassium channel activity
Source: RefSeq, a predicted model, not a curated record
AUGGGUUAUGGGCAAAUCCUCCACCAUCAUGGGAAAGAGGGGGACCAGGUCCACCUCAACGUGGGGGGGAUGCGGCAUGAAGUGGAUCCAGACAUGCUGCUCCGCUUCCCUCACACACGUCUGGCUCGUCUUCUGCGCUGCCAAAGUGAGGCGGCGAUUCUGGAGCUGUGUGACGACUACAGUCCGGCUGAGAAGGAAUACUACUUUGACAGGAAUCCCAGAGUUUUUCUUUGUGUGCUCAACUUCUACCACACGGGACGUAUCCACAUGAUGGAGGAGUUGUGUGUCUUCUCCUUCAGCCAGGAGAUCGAGUACUGGGGCAUCCAGGAGCUCCACCUGAGCCCUUGCUGCAGCAGCUGGUACCAUGAGAGGAAGGGAUAUAUUGAGGACAGAGAAUGGGACAUCAGGAGUGAUGACCAGCAGCAGCCAAGCUUUGACUCUUCCCUGGAGGAGCUCUCUGCUCUAGAUAAAGACCUGGCCAAGUUCAAAGGUGCCUGGUGUGCGGAGGUGAGGAGUUACGUUUGGCUCAGGCUAGAAGAUCCAGGCCACUCCAGAGCCUCAAAAGUCAUUGCCGUGGCCUCCCUCAGCGUGGUGUUGACCUCUAUUGUUGCCAUGUGUGUCCACAGCAUGCCUGAGUUUCAGAAAGUGGAUGACAAUGACAGGUCCAUUGAGGACCCUGUUCUCACAAUCCUGGAGGAGAUAUGCAUUGCAUUCUUCUCUGCUGAGUUCAUUAUCAGGCUGAUUGUUGCACCUUCCUGCAGGAAGUUCCUCGGAAACCCUUUAAACAUUAUCGAUGUAGCUUCCAUUUUACCGUUUUAUGCCACUUUAGCACUGGAGACAGGAGAUGAGGAUGGUGCAGAGGAGAAUGAGAACAUUGAGAAUGUGGGGAAGGUGGUGCAGGUUCUGCGCCUCAUGAGGGUUCUCCGGAUCCUCAAACUGGCUCGUCACUCCAUCGGGCUGCGAGCUCUGGGUGCAACUGUCCGCCACAGCUACCACGAAGUGGGCCUGCUUCUUCUGUUCCUCUCUGUAGGGAUUACCAUCUUUUCUGCGCUCAUCUACUUUGCAGAGAAGGAGGAAAAGAACACUGACUUGGGGACCAUUCCUUCAUGCUGGUGGUGGGCCACAAUCACCAUGACCACAGUCGGUUACGGUGACACCUGCCCGGUGACAUUUGCAGGGAAGAUAGUGGCUACACUGUGCAUUGUGUGUGGCCUGUUAGUGGUGGCUCUGCCCAUCACUAUAAUCUUUAAUAAGUUUUCAAAGUACUAUCAAAGAAACAAAGCCAUGGAGGGGAAAUGUAUCACCAAGCCUAGAAGGCAAGACCCAGAACUCCCUUUUUAUAACAUCAGAGACUUAUUCAUACAGAGUGCAUAUCCCUUUAUCGGAGGUUUUGCUUUCAGGAACAGUAAGACCAGUGCAGGGGAUGACACGGAUGCCUCCAGUCUCCAGGACAUAGAGGUGUAUGAUAAUGACACGUGUGAAAAUGCUGCAGCAAAAUGAGAUCCCCACUAUGUCACAGUGUGUCACUCCUGUGAUGGCAAGUCACUCCAUGCCUCUCAGGGCAAAGCACUCCAUCACUGACCCUGCUGCACUCUACUGUCUUCCACCUGCAAUUUUACAGAGAAAUAUCAUAGCCAUGAGGGGUUUCCCCCUAAAAGAGACCAGCUUGUGAAAUACAGCAUCUCUAUAGCCAUGAAGUCUAUAGAGAUUUAUUUGAAACUUGCUCAGAGGUUUGAAAGCCCAUUUUUUGCUUGAGUAAACUGCAGUGAUGCA